ACACCCAAUGCCUGCCAUAGAGUCCACAGACAGUGACAAAUGGGUUGGUACCUGGGUCCAUCUGCAGCACUAUACUUGUGUUUAUGGACCAGGAGGUGCAGAGACUUCCAGUAUGGUGAACAGGGCUGUAGUCAGGUGUUACUGAACAGGCAUUCUCCCAGCGUUAGUGUCCUGCUUCCUCUCUCGUGACAGCAGAAAGAUACACCCUCGAGCGGGGCCUACUUGGGGUAGGUUGGGAGGGAGAAGCUGAGGGCUCACAUGGCUCCUCUCUCCUGCAGGGCUCAGGGAAGGCGUGCAGGCAAGACCCAGAAGUUUCCAAUGGCUACUUAUCACAUCCGCCAGUACCAGGACAACGACCGUGAAAGUGUGGAGGACGUGUUCACCAAGGGCAUGGAGGAGCACAUCCCAGCCACCUUCCGCCACAUCCUACUGCUGCCCCGAACCCUCCUGCUCUUACUUGGGGCGCCCCUUGCCCUGGCUCUGGUGUCUGACUCCUGGCUGCUGGCCAUGUUCUGUGUCUUCUUUCUGCUCCUGCUCCUGCGGCUUCUUGCCAGACAGCCCUGGAAGGAGUAUGUGGCCAAAUGUUUGCGCACAGACAUGGCUGACAUCACCAAGUCCUAUCUGAAUACACAUGGCUCCUGCUUCUGGGUGGCUGAGUCUGGGGUGCAGGUGGUGGGCAUAGUGGGUGCUCUGUCAGUCAAGGAUCCUCCACUGGGGAGGAAGCAGCUGGAGCUCUUUCACCUGUCUGUGUCCUCACAGCAUCGAGGACAGGGGAUAGCGAAAGCGCUCAUCAGAACUGUCCUCCAGUUUGCACGGGACCAAGGCUACAGUGAUGUUCUCCUUGAGACCAGCACACUGCAACAAGGUGCUAUGACUCUCUACCUGGGCUUGGGUUUCCAGAGGACAGGCCAGUACUUCAUGAGUAUGUUCUGGAGGUUAGUAGCUAUUUGUACAGUUCAGUUAAAGUACUCCUUCCCUUCUGCCUAGGAAAGGGGGCUGUGACCUACGCUCCUGUGCAGCAAGCAUACCCCAGUGCACUCUGAUGAACAAUAAAAGCUCCUUGCUGGUGCACACCAGUUCUAAUACAUAUGAUGGCUGAGUGAGGGUUGAGGGCUCUGCUACAUUCUAGGUUUCUGGGGUGCCUGUAUUUUACUUACUGAGCCCAACUUCACUGUUGUAUUAGGAACAAUGCUAACACUACUGCAUGUAUUUCUGUAAACCAGAAAGAUUCUACAGGGCAGGCACUUCACUCAUCUGUGCAAGCACUGAAGUUGGCUGACGUGCCAGACAACUGGGUGCUGUGCUGUUGCAGCAGGCUGGCUGGUUAGGGCUCACAAGGAUUGCAGAGCAGCCAAAGCUAAGGCAGAAGAGAAAGAAACAAAAGGAUUUCCAAGCAGGUGUCCCUUGCAGAACAUGUGAGACUCGGAGACAAAUGGAGAUUGUGCUUACAGGAUCUGUAGAGUAGCAGACCAGAAGCUGGGUGUAGACCUGAGAAAAGAACCAGUGGAGGUAUUUUUCGUCAUGGCAGAGGGUAGAAGUCGGCUAGGGUAGAGUGAGGUCUGAGUCUAUAAGGAGGACACCUCAGGCCACUCUUACAGAGCUGUUGCUGUGGGCUGUCUCUCAGGCCAGUUCUGCAUUUUUAAAGGCUAUGCACAUGGACAGGCCCUACAGCUGGCACUCCUGGAACUCAGCCUGGA
Messenger RNA from Acomys russatus (golden spiny mouse), 1697 nucleotides. RefSeq names its product probable N-acetyltransferase CML1. Lineage: Eukaryota; Metazoa; Chordata; Mammalia; Rodentia; Muridae. The record is from RefSeq and is a predicted model, not a curated record. Gene Ontology annotation, molecular function: N-acetyltransferase activity. The coding region runs from base 259 to 987 and encodes 242 amino acids. The transcript has a single exon.